AUGGAAAUCGAUUACCCGUCGCAACAGGAUACACUUCCUUCAUCACAUGCCGCCGUCGAUAUAUCCGAUCAUGGCGUCUACAAGCUCGACGAUUUCCUGAGCGCCCACAAGGCUGAGCACGACGCUCAAAUCCUCGCUCGCGAAGCAGCCAACGCCGCUAAACAUGUCUUGCCCCGUUCUAAGAAGGUUAUGGCUGACGAGAAUGUUGCCCCGUUGAUGCCAGUUGCGGUUGGUGCCCGCUCUUCGAAGCAUACUAUCAUUUUGCAUGAGAAGUAUCAAGCGCUUGGUAUCCCCCAGCCUGUUUUCACUUAUGGAGGUGGAAGUGAGUCCGGAUGGACUGUCGAGGUCAGCUUUCCUGGCAUUGAUGUUGAGGAGCUGCAGGGUUUAUGUGAGGAGAGGAAGUUCAACAGCAAACAGGAAGCUAAAGAGGCGUUGUGCAAGCGGGCUUUGGAGGUGCUUGAAGAGAUGGAGGAACGGGGUAGAAUCACGAAGGCGGAGAAGGGGAAGAAGCAAACGGGUGCUGAUGGGCCGGUGCCACAGCAGGAGAAGAAAGUCAAGGAGCCAGGUCCAAACUACCUUGGCCAACUUUUGGAAUUCCAACGCUCACUUUCUUCCCCACAGCCAACUUACACCGAUUAUCGUGCCGGUUCCCGUUUUGCCUGCCUCGUCACCAUCGAUGGUCACGCCAACCCCUUCGGCUCCCUCGACUCGCUGCACUCUUCCAAGAAGGCAGCUAGGCAAGAGGCCGCCCGUCAUGCCGUCGCGUACUUCCAAGCCCAAGGCCAGUGGCCCGAAGACUCCACUUCUGUUGGCGGCAUCAAAAAGAAGAAGGCCCAGCCUGCGCUCACCGAGUCCGCCACCAUCUCCACCUCGACACCGUCUGCUGAAACUAGGAAACUAAGCACCACAUCCACAGCGUCAACUUCCAUAGCCAACAACGUCUCCUACGCCCAGCAAGUAGCCCACCUUGCCGUCACACUCUCCCUUUCCACACCAGAAUGGUGCUUCAACCCCCACCCCGUCGAUAAAGAAUUCCACACCGUGUCGUGCUUCUUCCGCAACGGCGGACCGCACGAGGGUCCUAUAGGCGAGGUGCGCAACAUCUUUGGCAAGAAGAAGGCCAAGGAGGAGUGUGCGCGGCUGACGCUCGAGUAUUUGAAUGGAGUGCGUGCUCAUAGGAUGAGAUGUGGGGAGCGUAUGUUGGAGGGCAUUAGUGGUAGUGAAGGGGUUGUGCGUGGUGCAGUGGGCAGGGCUGUGGAUGGGGAGAAGGAGGCUGUUGCUAAAUGGCAGGGCGUUGUGGUGGCGUGUGAAGCGAGUGAGAGUGAGGGGGAUCAGUUUGAGGAUGCUGUGGAAGCUAUGGGCGCGUAG
Messenger RNA from Cucurbitaria berberidis CBS 394.84, 1368 nucleotides. RefSeq lists its product as uncharacterized. NCBI's taxonomy places the organism in Eukaryota, Fungi, Ascomycota, Dothideomycetes, Pleosporales, Cucurbitariaceae. The coding region runs from base 1 to 1368 and encodes 455 amino acids. The transcript has 2 exons. The record is from RefSeq and is a predicted model, not a curated record.